CCCGGUGCCGAAUGUUAUUCAAGUUGUUGUUUUCACUGAGGAUACAUACCAAAAAAAAUGUGUUCGACGAAAAGAAUGUAAAAGAGAAACCCGAAGCGAAAAUUCUAUUGUCAUACGGAAAGAAUUCAAUUCGACUUUAAGAACCAUGAGUCGAAUAUUCACUGGUGUAUUUCCCGACAUUCCAUCGGAAUUAAGUUCGCGGUUGUUUCAUGACGACCAGUUAGUUGUAAUUGGCGUGAUUGGAAAGUCAAACGAUGCCAAAUGUAAUAAAAUGAUUGGAUUUGAUAUGGUGAAAUUUGCACCGGAAAAUACAAGCAUACAAAAUGGACAGAUUAGUUUCUAUUUCAAUGAAUCGGAGGGCAAGAGUUUGUAUAUUCACUUUCAAACCACCUUUGAUAUGGUGGUCAUGGAGCAACUUUUUAUGGAACGACUGACCAAGAUGACUAGAGAACAAACCACACAAGAGCAAACGACACAAGAGAAACGCAGUAGCCGGCGACGAAACAGUUCUAUUCAUUCAUUACAUACGCUUGUUCGCACCAAAUUUGCACAAAUGCUACUGUUUGCCAUUCAAAUUUGUCAUAUCAUUGUACUGGUUGAACCAAACAAUGUAUUUGACACGGGGUAUUUGAGCAUUUUCAAAGCAUUGAAGGUUAUUAGAGAGCAGUACGUUUUGAAGUUUCUUCCGAAGUUUUUGAAAAAUUCCAGUGCUGGUGCUCAAAUUGGCAAAGAAGGACGAUUAUGUUCACCGCGAUUUUUAUUUUAUUUUGAGAAAACACUCAAUGAAUACAGCAAUCUGGAAGCAUUGCAACGAUUUGAGUUCGAAAUUGAAGAUUCGAUUUACAAAAUGUUGCGAAAUGAAUUUGUAAUCACAAACAAUAGUUUAAAUUCACUAUUUUCAAUUCCGCGAAACAAACGAUUCGUUUGCAUAAAUACAAAUCGAAAUUUACAUGCAAAUCCAAUCACAAAAUCGGUCAACGAACUAGCGCUGUGUAUCAAUAAAGAAAAGUAUGCCCCACAUAGUGAUGGAGAAGACAACGAUAGCGAUGAUGAUAUAAGACCGUUCAAAGGUUUUGCAAAGCCAUUGAGCAACUACAAAAUGGGCAAUAGCAAGAACAUUUGGUCAGAAAAAAAGAAUCGUCUAAUUGAACUAAUUUCAGAGCACGUAGAAGAGGCUCUGAAGUCCGGAUUCGAUGACAGCGUUGCCAAGUAUAAGGGAAAAGGACAUUUUGUGAUUCCGUCUGGCAAGUCAUGGUACGAGAUGUUCAAAUUAUUACAUAAAAUUUUCGUCGAAAAUCCGGAUAACUCCAGUUUUGAACCAAAUGAUUCGGACUAUAAAUCGUACUUGGAGAAUUUCACCCGGAUCGUUGACAUUGAUGACAGAUUCUACACGGAGUGCUGUGAAUAUGGUUUGGAACGUGCAAGAGAACAUUACAAAGAGAUGUUGCCAUCAUUUUACAGCAAGAAUUAUCAUGAGCAAAAGGUUUUGCAGAGCAUUUCCAUGCUGAAAAAAUUCGGACGCGGCCCAAAUCUGUCGGCGUCUGAGAAGAAACUGACAGAUGUUUGCAAUGAAUUUUGGCUGAAUGGCCGCCAGCAGUGCGAAGUAUUGAGUUUGCGUGGAAAUCCAUGUGCGAUGGCAAAACAUGAAGAUGAUGGUCAUAUUAGUACCGAAGUGAUCAUAUCGACUUGUAAUUGUGGCAGAACACAGGGAAGACGGAAUGAUCCAUUUAGAUUAAGACAAGCAAACUAUGAAUUCUAUCAAAUUAUGAUGAACAGUUGUACAAUGUGCCCGAAAUUGGAAACCAUUCCAUUUGCUGUAUUUGAACCAUCGUCAAACGAUUAUCGAGCUGCAGAGCUAGAGAAAACAAUUGUCGAUGAAAAAACAAUGGUAGAAGAAGACGAUGACGAAUAUCAAGUGCUUACGAUGCCAUCUCAGUUGGCAAACCCAUUGAGCAUUGGGUCGGGACUUACAUUUACCGAUGAUGAAAAUAACGAUUCAAACAAUCCAAUCAGUAAUAAUCAAUCAACGGAAAAUAUUUCAUCCGACCAUGAGGUAAUACUGGAGCCAAGCGAUGAUGAAAUUAAUGAAAUUGUCAUUCAAGUGGGCGGCGAAGAGAACGAAGAAAAUUUAGAGAAGGGCAUCUAUCGACAACCAUCAACAACAGAAUAUUUAUCAGGCAUGGUUCAUACAAUGAGUCCAAUUGGUUUGUUGCCACAAUUCUCAAGCUGGUCAUUGGUUUGCGUUGGUCACAGUUCCGUUUAUUCACACAAUUCAGGAAUUCCGGAGCAUGCUCAAAGUGGAUUUUUAUCUGGUGCAAAUUUUUUGUUGCCCUGGGACGUGCAAGUACGUUUGGAAAAUGCAGCAUCAUGGGCUCGAACACUAGAUAAAGCACGGCAUCGUCGAAAGCCACAACCCAAAGACGAUUCAGAUGGUCAAGUGUUUAUGUUGAAAAUUUUCGUCGGCUGUGAGUACGAAUGUGCACGGGGUCACCGAUUUUUCAUGAGUAGUCCCGAUACUAUUCUAAGAGGUGGAUCAGGUAUUGUUAAAGACGGUGGCAGUAAAAUUGUGUUUAAUGACAUGCCGCUGUACUUCGCCUGUCCCUGCAGAAAUGCCAAACCAAGUGUGGCUCAAUUGAUGCGAGUACAUGUUGUUACGCCCAAAGCUCCAGUCAACAUCAUAUUAGAACCGAAGAUUCGUACCGGAGAUAAGAAUGGCUAUACAUUUACCACGGGAUUGACAGAUCCACCAAAACUGUCACAAAGUGCAUAUUGGGUGUUACGUUUACCGUAUGUGUACGAGGGAAACGAUGGACCAAUUAUGCCACCAGCUGAUGUAACCGCAGCGAAUUGCAUGAAUUGGGGCUAUCUAUCGGCCGGAAUGUAUGGAAUUGUUGAAACAAAAACUAAAUGAGAACGAAACUACGAUCGAUUUGAAUUUUAAAGUGAAUUUAUUUUCAUUAGACCACUAAACGGAUACUUGAAAUUUAUGAUUUUCUUUAAAUAAAUAAAUAAAUAAAUAAAUUAGAGUUUAACUUAAAAGAAAUCAACAACAAAGAAAAGUUAUUAGAUUCUAAAUUUAAAUCUAGAAACAAAAGCGUCUAUUUGUAA
Molecule: messenger RNA, 3108 nt
Organism: Contarinia nasturtii (swede midge)
Lineage: Eukaryota; Metazoa; Arthropoda; Insecta; Diptera; Cecidomyiidae
Product: protein SMG8
Exons: 12
Coding region: 146-2911 (921 amino acids)
Biological process (GO): nuclear-transcribed mRNA catabolic process, nonsense-mediated decay
Source: RefSeq, a predicted model, not a curated record